Cricetulus griseus (Chinese hamster) is the source of this 398-nucleotide messenger RNA. Lineage: Eukaryota; Metazoa; Chordata; Mammalia; Rodentia; Cricetidae. The record is from RefSeq and is a predicted model, not a curated record.
CCCUGUGACCCCUAGCACCCCAGGGAGCCCACCUGUGAGUCCUGGGCCCUUGUCACCAGGAGGCACCCCGGGGAAGCAUGUCUGUGGCCACCAUCUGCACACAGUGGGAGGUGUCGUUGAACGGGAUGUGUGCCAACGCUGUAGGCAUAAGCGAUGGCACUUCAUAAGACCUACCAACAAGUCCAAAGAAGCCCGGCCACGGCGUCACGGGGAGGUCACUGUCCUCUCUGUCGGCAGGUUUAGGGUUACAAAAGUGGAGCACAAGUCCAACCAGAAGGAGCGGAGAAGUUUGAUGUCUGUAGGUGGGACUGAGAGUGUCAACGGGGAUGUGCCUGUGACGCCUGUGAAGAGAGACCGAAGUGGCACGGAGUAGCAGGUGAGCUGUGGGCUGGGGGACA